AUGGCCAAACGCCUCGGCCCGGAUUCCAGACGGGCGGCUACCUUGCGCGCUCCAUUGUUGGCUUCUUCCGGUUCUUCCGGCCCUUCGCCAACGCGGCUGAUGCUCGCCGUCAACCCCUUCCACGUGUCCGACUCCACGCUGAGCCUCAGCUUCUCCGCAAAGCCUGA
Messenger RNA from Puccinia triticina, 167 nucleotides. RefSeq lists its product as uncharacterized. The record is from RefSeq and is a predicted model, not a curated record. Lineage: Eukaryota; Fungi; Basidiomycota; Pucciniomycetes; Pucciniales; Pucciniaceae. The annotation marks the transcript as partial. The transcript is spliced from 2 exons.